AUGAAGGUCGACGAGUUGAUCAUCGACGGGUUCAAGUCGUAUGCAACGCGUACGGUGAUUUCCGGCUGGGAUGGCCAGUUCAAUGCCAUAACAGGACUUAACGGUUCUGGAAAGUCCAACAUCUUGGAUGCCAUCUGUUUCGUAUUGGGUAUUGCUUCCAUGGCAACAGUGAGAGCGUCAAACUUGCAAGAUUUGAUCUAUAAAAGAGGCCAGGCUGGUGUGACAAAAGCCAGUGUCACUAUAGUAUUUGACAAUUCUGAAGUCCUGAAAUCACCCAUAGGCUUUGAAAAUUGUUCUACUAUUUCAGUUACAAGACAAAUCAUAUUAGGUGGAAGUUCCAAGUAUUUGAUCAAUGGUCACAAAGCGCAGCAGCAGACAGUGCUCAACUUGUUUCAAUCUGUUCAAUUGAACAUCAACAACCCCAACUUCUUGAUUAUGCAAGGUAAGAUUACCAAAGUGUUGAACAUGAAACCCACUGAGAUCUUGUCGUUGAUUGAAGAAGCCUCAGGAACACGAACUUUUGAAGAGAGAAAAGACAAGGCACAAAAGACAAUGGCGAAGAAGGAGGCUAAACUCACAGAGAUUCGUAGUUUGCUCAAGGAAGAAAUCGAUCCCAAGCUCGAAAAGUUGCGGAAUGAGAAAAGAUCUUUUUUGGAGUACCAACAGACACAAACAGACCUCGAGAAGUUGUCAAGGAUCAUUGCUGCACAUGACUACACCAAAUUAUCACAUUCUUUCACCAACUACUCGAAUUCUUUGAGCGAGCAUGAGUCCCGUAUGGCAGCUCUUACUAGUGAAAUUGACAAGUUAGGCAACGAAAUAAAGAAUUUGAACGACGAUUUGACACAUGUGCGAAAGCAGCGUGAAGCAGAGUUGAAUAAUGAAGGAAAGCUCAAAGAAUUGGAGCUGCAAGAAGCUCGUCUAUCCACAGAGAUUACCCGUCUCAACACUUCCAAAGAAAUUGCCCACGAUAACUUGAAAGACGAACAAAAUAAGAAGCAGAAACUUGAAAAUCAAAUCGCAGAGAUACAAUCAAACUUGGAAAACAACUCUGAUACGUACAAUAGUGUUAAAAAUGAUUUUGAUAAUGCAACUGAACAGCUCCAGAAGUUGAAAGAAGAAUACACCAAGAAGGAUGAGUUGUUAUCGACAUUGUCUACUGGUGUUUCAGCAACUGGUGAUAUGAGCACAGGCUAUUCGGCUCAACUCAAAGAGUUCAAGACCAAACUAAAUACAUCUCAGAACUUCAUCAAGACGUCCAAGUUGAAGAUAGCACACCUUGAGAGUCAAAUAUCAAACGACAAGAAAAAACUUGUUCAGGCCAAGGCCGAAAACCAGAACAUUUUAUCCGACAUGGAAGCAUACAGAUCUGACAUCGCAGCGAUGGAGCAAGAGGUAAGCAGUAAAUUAGGAUUCGACCCAAGCGUCAUAGCCGAACUUAAACUGCAAGAAAAGCAAUUUCACAACGAUGCGUACAAGCUUAACGGUGAAUUAAACCACAUGAAGAGAGAAAUAGGAAACAUCGAUUUCCAAUAUUCCAGACCUUCAGCAAACUUCAAUGACAGUUUGGUACGAGGCAUAGUCGCUCAGCUUUUUGAGUUGCCUGAAACUUCUAAUGAUAAGGCUUUGGCUUUGCAGGUUUGCGCUGGUGGGAGACUUUAUAAUGUCGUCGUAGAAAACUCCGAAGUUGCUACUCAGCUUUUGGAAAGAGGUCAAUUAAAGAGAAGAGUAACCAUUAUACCUCUUGAUAAGAUCCACGCUAGUUCAAUUGAUCCACGCACUGUUGAUUACGCCAAGAAACUCGCUCCAAACAAAGUGGAGUUGGCCAUUAACCUUAUAGAGUUCCAGGACGAGUUGGUCAAGGCAAUGGAAUAUAUUUUUGGAACGACAUUUGUGUGUAACGAUCCCAAUACAGCUAAGACUAUCACUUUUGAUCCCAAGAUUAGAUCUAGAUCAAUUACAUUGGAAGGUGACGUAUACGACCCCGAGGGAAAUCUUUCAGGUGGUUCGCGUAAGAACGAUUCCUCUAUUAUAAUCAAGGUACAGAGAUACAAUAAGGUAUCAAAGAGGUUAUCCGAAGUGAACUAUAAAUUAAACGAAAUCAGACAAGAAAUACAAAGAAUGGAAUCGUUGAUAGAAAACACGAAGGGCCUUCAAAAUGAAUUACUUUUGAAAAAGCACGAGUUAUCCUUAUUAGAAAGAAAAUUGGAAAACAACCCUUCUUCUGUGAUUCUAAAGCAGAACCAGGCCAACGAGGCUGAAAUAAGUGGAUUGCAAGAGCAAAUUCGACAGGAAGAAAGUAACUGUCAAAAUUUCGAAAAGGAAAUUAAUGUCAUUGAAAAAGACAUACGUGAAUUCAACAGUGACAAGGGCUCUAAAUUGAAGGAUCUUAAGAAAGAUGUUGUCGCAUUGAAGAAAGAGGUAGAAAAGAAGCAAGUUGUGUUGGAUAAAUUGACAGAUAAAUAUCAGGCUAUCGAAGUUGAAGGAGAACAACAAAAGUCAGACUUGAUUCAAGCUAGGGCUUCUCUACAAACCACGAUUGAUACUAUCCAAGAAUUAACUGCUAAAAUAAGCUCCAUGGAACAAAAGGGAGCAGAGUUGAACGAUACAUUAGUCAUUGUCAGGGUUCAAUUAGAAGAAGAGAAAGCAAAUUUGCUUGGUUUGGAUGAAGAAAUUAAUGAAUUGAUGAAGAUUAUCAAAGACAAGAAUGAAAGUUUGAGCAAUUCUAAAUUAGAAAUGCAGAAGUUGAACCAUGAAUUGGAGAAGUCGAGUACUAUCACGAAGAAUUUGAAGAAUAGACUUGACGCAAUUAUCAGUGAAAAUGACUGGGUUACUGAUGCUAAUGUUGUAGAGAACUUGGUACAACAACAUCCAAAUAUCAAUUUGGACGAGGGCCGUGACCAACUAGAGGUGCUCCAAGAAAAGUUCCAGAGCAUGAAGAGAAAGGUGAAUGUCAACAUCAUGAGUAUGAUUGACAAUGUAGAAAAGAAGGAAGCUUCUUUGAAACAGAUGGUCAAGACUAUUGAAAAGGAUAAGAGCAAGAUCGUAAACACUAUCGAGAAAUUGAAUGGCUACAAGAGAGAAACUUUGAAUUCGACUUACCAGAAAGUGUCUACUGACUUUGGCCAGAUCUUUGCCGAUUUGUUGCCAGGAUCAUUUGCUAAGUUGGUACCUAGUAAUAUGAUGGACGUUACAAAAGGUCUAGAAGUUAAAGUCAAGCUAGGAGAAGUAUGGAAAGAGAGUUUGGUAGAGCUCUCUGGAGGUCAGAGAUCAUUGAUCGCGCUUUCGUUGAUCAUGGCAUUGCUUCAAUUCAAGCCAGCUCCAAUGUAUAUUUUAGAUGAAGUUGAUGCUGCCUUAGAUUUGUCACAUACACAAAAUAUUGGGCAUCUUAUCAAGACGAGAUUCAAGGGCUCACAGUUUAUUGUUGUUUCCUUAAAAGAGGGGAUGUUCACCAAUGCUAACCGUUUGUUCAGAACCAGAUUCCAGGACGGUACAUCUGUAGUUUCAGCCAUGUGA
Molecule: messenger RNA, 3516 nt
Organism: Scheffersomyces stipitis CBS 6054
Lineage: Eukaryota; Fungi; Ascomycota; Pichiomycetes; Serinales; Debaryomycetaceae
Gene: SMC2
Product: condensin subunit
Exons: 1
Coding region: 1-3516 (1171 amino acids)
Biological process (GO): chromosome organization
Cellular component (GO): chromosome
Molecular function (GO): ATP hydrolysis activity; ATP binding; protein binding
Source: RefSeq, a predicted model, not a curated record